UCUCUUAUAUCAUAUUUUUAUAAAUGAUAUUUUUAGAACUGGCAACAUGAGGGAAGAAGAAUUAAAAUAUCUUCUUUACCUUCUUGAUGAUUUAAAUGAAACUGUUUUUGAAGAAAUUUUACAAAUCUUCAAUGAUGCUGAAGAAUUGAAACCUUGCAAAGACUUAUCAUACGAAACAACUGAAUUCUUUAAAAGAAACCUUAGAAGUAAUCCUGUAACCACAUCAGAGAUUCUCAAAUAUAUACAAGAACAAAAAUGUGAAAAUAAUUCAAAUAUAGAUAAAAUACAAGCAUUAUAUUUAGAUGUUUUAAAACAUGAAUUAACAAUUUACAAUAAUACAGAUAGAUUAGUCACCUUAUUGUCAUUGGUAAGGUUAAGUGACAAAUUCUUGCCUCAAUUCAUAAAUGAAGUACUCAAACCUCUAUCAGAAGAACCACUAAGACAAUACAGAAAGCAAAUUUUGCUCAGUCUCAUACCCCAAGAUAGACCUGAAAUUUUAAGAACAAUUUCGGAGUUUAUGCAUAAAAAUGAGCCACAGAAGGAAUUUAAAUUGACACCAGAAUAUAUGCUUGAAUUAUGCUAUCAAGAUAAAACACACUGGUUGCUAAAAGCAGCCGAAAUAUACAAAGAGCAAUUGCACGAUAUGAAAAAUGUUACAUUCAAAAUAAACAAUUUCACUAAACAGAUUAUUAUCAUGGUGCUUAUUGACCUCACUAAUUGUCCUGAAAGCUAUGAUUUACCAUCUCUAGUCCACCAAUUAACUAAUAUAUUUUCAAUCCUAGAAGCGUAUACAACAACAGACAACCAGUUACAAUUUUAUAUAACUGAAAUUAAAAGAGAAUUAACGGUCAUUAAAUUUUGUCUAGAGAACAAUUGCAAAAUUAUGACCACAUCUAUUUUAAGUCAGGUCUUAACACAAAGCGCUUUAACUGUUAUAUCCCAGGUGUGCAGGCUCUCCAAAAUAGAUAGGUAUAAAGUAUCAAGACUGUUAAAUACAAACAACGACUUUAUAACAGAGCUAGUGACAUUGAGUGAUAAAACAAUUAUGAAAAGCCAAAAACCAUUUAGCGCUAACUGGGACACAUCAACAUAUAACAGUUACUGUGCAAUCACGAAAGUAAUAGACACUAUAUUAAAUUCUACUGAAGGAAUAGAAAAUACUCAAGACAUGAAUGUGUCUUUAGAAGAUAUCAAACGUCUAAUUCUAUCGAUCCAACCUCUGCAUUACUGCAUUGAAGUAAUAGAGACAAUCUAUUCUUGUUUAUUUCUUCGCUACGAAUAUUUCUCGUGCUACGAACACACGCAAGAUUUACCUUGCGGAACACAUUCUGAAUGCUCCUACUUUUAUUCAAAAAAACAAAACAAGCAAUCAAAAACAUUCAAUAGCUCAAGUACUGGAUUCAUGUGUAACUCGUUUACAACUCAAGUUAUUUUGAACACGUUAAAAAUCUGCCUAGAGACAUUAGCUGAGAGAAAAGAGAAUAAGUAUGAGGAUGUUGCUCCAAAUAUAUCAGCGAGGUUUCAAAAAAUGAUUCAAGUGGCAAAUCAUUCGAUAUGGAAGUUGCAACUGGUAUCGACUCUCUCUCCCGACACUAGUCCGUUGCAAUUAAGACUGUGCUUAGACUAUGUAGAGGUAGACCACAGCAGUGAUGAUGAAGAUCGGGAAUUGGAAAUAAAGGCAACGAGAAGAAAGCCAAAAGUUAGAAGACGACACACUAAUCCCAGACCGGACGCAGAGCACGCUCUACUCGCGUCUACUCUCUCAGCGACGGAUGACGCAUAUGUCACGAAGGAAAAUAGCAUUGACUUCAUAUCUAUAAUGUUGGCUAAACCCAAUUGCUUAGUGGCGCUUGCACUUUAUCAUAACGACUUUCCAAAGGCGAAUCAAAUUCUAGAGAUGUUCGAUUUGGCUGAUUCAGAAAUUGCAACAGAAGUACAAUUCACGGAGCAAUUACGACAUCUGGUAGCAAAAAUUAAAAACAUAAUUUGCUACAGAGAUAACAUACGAUAUCCGUCUAAAGAACUGUCUGCGUUGUCUGUCGUAUCUACAGAAGUGAUGGGUCUCGUGGAAGGAUUUCUUUCAUCGAAUCGAGCGCCUAAUUCCUUCGACAUUAUGGAACUGGGUGCACGUCAUCCACACCUACAACUGUACAAUCACCAGAACGCACCUUUCAUAAAUGCUGUAGAUAUAUUGCUGAGUAGCGGACUCAACAGAGAAAUUACCUACGGCCUUAUCAAUGUAGUCGAAAGAAAACUGGCCGAAGUUAGAUGCAGCACCGAUGUCUCUGCCGUGAAGAAAACUAACUACAUUCGUUUCGUCGAGGAUGUUGCCAGUGUUACUUUCGAAAUAUUCGGCAACACUGAAAAGUCAUUCGAUUUCGUCGACAACAUCUGCGGAUUGAUCACCGACUGUCGGAUACCCAUCAAACAUAAGGAAUUCUGCAAAUUGAAUCAACUAUCGAAGGAAUUACGGCAAUCAUGUCAGGAUCUUGACGAUGUUGUCAAUCCGAAUCGAGGAUCAUACGACGAGAAUCUAUUACAGAAAUAUCAUCAAAUAUACAUGAAUGUCGUUGCCGCUUCAGACAAAGACAUAUGCAAUAUCGCUGAGGUAUCCCACAAUGGGAACAAAAAGACGAGAGUUCAUUAUCUGAGAAUGUGUUACAUGUACACAAAAUCCGUCUCACAGUUGGAGCAGGAAGAUAACCGCUCGACGGACUCCGGCGCAGACGCUCCUUACUUCUUCAUUUUGGAGCGACAUCUACACGACAUUUUCGGAAACAUGAUCAACAACAAAGAUAUUCCUGUCACAUAUUUGGAACCGAUUUGUAAAAAGUUGAACGUCAAUCUCAUACCAAAGCUUAUAUUAAACUUUUGUCCCUCAAUUACGUUAGUGGGACCCCACAAAGAGGCUACCGAAGAGAAUUUUAACAAUUUACUACAAGUCGUAUACGACUUUAAGAACCCUGAGGAGAAUCUAUUUCUGGAGCCAACAGCAAACUUUGCUCCACUACCGAGGUCACCUGACACACAAUGUCUCACAUACAUUGUGUUACAUAAUUGGGUGCUAGCACAUAUCAUAAAGAAAAUUCAUACAUCUCUAAAUGAGAGCAGCAUGCAACAGAGUAUGGACGCUCGAACUAAAUGCUUGAACAAAUACAUGGAUCUAGGAAGAUUUGAUCGCACGAAAGUAUUAUUCGAUGGUAACAAAUAUUUGGCAUCACUUCAUACGACUAUUGAUUUGGACAAACUAUUUUUGUUCAUGCCUAGAUUGUUAGAAUCGGGUAAAAUCCUCCAAUGUUUGAAGAUUAUUGACUCACUAUCCGAAAGGCAAUUAAUGUGCAGUCCAAAUUUACUCAAUCUAAGAGAUUUGAUUCUAUUCAAAUUAGCGACGAAUCCCAAAAUGAGCAAUAACUGGAAGCAUUGCCAGCAUUUGAAAUGUCCCGAACUGAAGUUAGAUUUGAUUCUCAACAACUUGAACAGUUGGCCUGCAGAGGGCGCUACGGAAGUACUGGAUUAUUUGAGAUUCAUUUUAGAUCCUAUCGCAGUUGAGGAAGGUUUGUAUGAGAAAUGCAGCGACUGGAUUGUGAAAAUACCUUUAUACGAACAGAUAGCAACAAUCAUGGGAGUUGGCCACUGGUAUAAUAUAUAUGAGAUGUCCAUACAAAAUCCUGAAACAAUAAUCGACAUAUUAGUGGACAGCCAACAGUUCAAGCUAUGUUUAGAAUGGGCGGAUGUUCACGAUGUAUCAGAAAACAUGAAGAAUUUGAUCAUAGUGAAUCUUUUGCGACAACUCUUCGAAUACACGAAUCAAGCCACGCCCGAUAUGAUACGAGAACUACUUACACGUCUCUGUCCCUCACAAGCCACAGACCUUAUAAAAGAAGAGAUGGCCAAAGUACGCAACGUUGAUAUACUUCAAGUAUGCGUCGACUACAUUUCAGAAAAUUCCUACGACUGGAAAUCCUUCGAAAACAUUAAAGUCGGUUUACAAAUUAUGCUCGGGAUAAAUCCGAAUUUGAGAAACGCGUUCUGGGAACUAAUAGAAAAUCCUCUAUUGAUGAUCGAACAGUUUCUAAUGAAUGGAAAAUUAGAAAUCCUAACUGAUGUCAUAAAUAAAAUAGCACCGAAUCUAAAGAAAGAUCCGAGCGGUGAUAACCUUUAUUAUAAUAUAAAAUGUAUUGAGACAUUGGUGAUAUCUCGGAAUGCUGUCGAUGCGCUCCUGCGGUAUUACGCUGAGAAAGCAUUAGAUAUGAGGAAUCCUAGAACCGUAUCGCCUUCACCGUUGAAGCCGUGGGACGAUUCACUUCUGCAGUCUAUAGAUUCGAUAAACCUGGAGGCAGCGUCUCGUCCGUUCCUGAUGCCGGAGCAGGUGCCCAGCAAGGAGCAGUGGGUGGAGGAUCACACGACGGACCGCUGUAUGAUGUGCAAGAUCUCUAUCUUCUCUAUGAUCAUACGCAGACAUCACUGUCGCCGCUGUGGACGUCUCGUCUGCCACGCCUGCUCCAGACACCGCAUGCACGUCCCAACAUACCCCAGUGGUGUGAAGUUCCGUGUGUGCGACGACUGUUAUACACAAACGAUGAACCGGCGGCCGAACACCGACCAGGAUAACUUGAUCCUCAGCAGCCACUCGGACUCCGCGGGCAGCGCGGUCACCUGCAUGGACUGGUGCCUCUCCACCAGCGCGGAGAAGAACGAAGCCGUCCGCACUGAAUUUAGCUACGAGUUCACGCCAAAUGUUACCCUUUGUCUCACCAUUAUGAAGAUGCAUUCACCUAAUUUGGAUUAUCCUAGAUUCUUAUUGGACCGGAGCGAUGAGGUGGCUCGUGAGCUAACAAAGGGUGGGGACGCGCGCCUUCUUGUGCAAGCGAGACGCUCCCUGCUGCUCGCAGCCGCGGAACUGUACUCGCGCACGCCGCAAGAGAAAGCUGGUGGGUCUCGAGUGUCGGAGGCGGGCGCAGCGCACGCGGCUCGCUGUCUGGCGCACGCGGACGCCAUCGCCACUCUCGUGCGUCACCAGGCUCAUCACCUCAUGCCGCACCACCACGCACAUCCCAGAGCCUCCGGUCAAAUAGUCCGAUCACUUUUGGAAGCUGAAAAAUGGGAACUGGCUUUAGAAAUAGCGACAAAGUCAGGUCUUCCUAGAAACAGCGUACUCGCCGCGUGGGGUAAAGCGUGUCUUAAAGCCGGUUGUUUCAAAGAAGCCCGUAAGAAAUUCGCACAUUGCUUCAAAAACACUUUCAAUGUACCAAUAGACGAAGACUUCGAGUAUGGGAAAGAAGCUUCGGAGACACAAUUUGUGAACAAACGUGUGACUACAAUGAGAAUGUUAGAUAGAACAGGGUCAAUGUCUAGUAUACAAUCUGAAGGAAGAUCUGAAGGAAGGUCCCGCACUAAUCCGCCAUUACUUAACGAAAUUAUAAACAUACUAGAAGAUAUGAAUUAUCCUGUCAAUCAACAGCUGUUAAAUAAAGCUGAAACUAUUAAGAACACAAACGCAAAACUAGCAACAAUGAAUACGAGUAGAAAGAAAAUACCUAUCACUGAACCCGCUUUAAAUAUAAUGCACACAUUAGCAAGCGUAAAGAAAAUAAAACAAGGUGAUUACAGUGACUUCCAAACAGCUACACUACCGGCUAAGAAAUCACUAGCUCAAGGUCUUUUGAGACGAAAUAAUAAUCACCAAGAACCUAAAAUCGAUCACCAAUAUAAAAGACUAGAUCCAUUCUUCUACAAAGAAUGUGUAUACUACCUCACAAACUACGGUUCUCAUGUCGCAAACAUAAUUUUCUAUAUGAAACAUAGCGAUAUGGCCGAAGUUAUGAGAUAUUGUUACGAUAAUAUGGUCGACAAAGAAACAUUUACGGAAGCAGUGUAUAUGGAGUGCCUUAAAAAAGAUAAAGUCAAUGAAAUGCUGAAAGCCAUGGGCGAUAUGGACAGUACGUUGGAAAUGUGGGCUGAGUACAUAAUGCACAUCUGCCGCACAUUAGAAAGUAGCAAGCGUAUAGAGGCGCUGUACUCGCUGCAGUGCGGCACGGGGCAGCACGCGCGCGCCGCGGCCACGUGCGCGUUGUUGUACGCGCGUCGCACGCCGCGUGCCGCGCCCGCUGCCACACUGCUCGCGCGCCACCACCACCUCGCCAACGCGCUACACCAUCUCUCACAGUGUGUGCCCACCGCUACCAAGAUAAAUGAUCCGAAAUCGCUGCAGUUCAACCUUGACAAAGCGACCAUAGAUAAUCUUAUGACUACUAUAACGAGACAGAUGGAACUGAGCAAGUAUCUGGCCGCUUGUGAAGCGAGCAAUAGAUUAAACGAGAAAGUGUUCACAGAAGUGAUACCGAUGCAGAGUGCACAAACGAGUAAUACGACUGACUUCAGACCUCUCACUCUAUUCGGAUCCAAUACAGAUAAAAUAAGACUCGUCGCCAUAGUACUGGCCACAGGACCGACGAUCGAAAGCGGAUUCGAUUUGGCGUUCAAGAUUAUCACAGAACAUAAAUUGGAUUCUAUGAACAUAUACACUCACGUGGCCAAAUAUUUAGUGAACACAGACAGAUUUAUGGAAGUCAAGACAUUAGCUAAAUGUAUAAGAAAUUCCAAAGAGACUGCAGCCAACUUGAUGAGUGAUCAGGUGUUGGAGUGGGGGGUAGGUGCUGUGGUGGCGCGGUGUGAGGCGCGCGGUCAGCUGCACGACGAGCAGGCAGAGCUGCUGAUCGCGGACGUACACAGCGUACCUAUAAAGAUAUCAUGCUACUUGACGUGUCGCAACGUGAGCAGCGCGUACAUCCUGGCAGCUAGACAUGAGCGCACCAGCGAGCUGCGCCGCGUACUGCAGGAGGCGGAGAGGCUCGGCAACGACCACGUGCGCAACGCAUGCCUCAAGCGACUAACCAACAAGAAUCUAUUGCACUAGGACAGAUAAGGGGGGUGUAGGGAGGGGCAGCUACCUUUGAAAAUAGAAAAAUGUCAACUAGAUAUGAAAAACUACUUCAAAUAAAACCAUAAUAAUGGUAGCUGUCCACCUUUCUCCUAGAACUAGCCUAGAUCAUCGUCUGGCAACACCCACGAGUGGAAACUGGUCUCAAAUGCCAACGAUUCAAUAUUGUUUGUAGACACAAUAGUUUCGAAGAUUUACGUUGCCUAGGAAUGGGCUUAAGGUGACAAUUUGCUGCACGAUAGUCGAUCAUAAGCAGGAAGGGAAUUUUUUUCUUUGACUGUUCAUUUAUCCGACGUUCUGCUGGUGAAGGAAAACAUCGUGUUGCAAUCUGCACAGAGAAAUUGUAAGAUGUGUGCGAAGUUAAGUCAACUGACGCGCACUGGGCCAUUGACUCCUAUUACUUCUUUUGAGCCCCUCAAUUAUAACAUAAAUAUAUGAGUUAAGAUUUGAUUUGAAAUUUUGAAUUUUGCUCAACUAUGCCAACAUUAAAUUUUUGUCCCAAACUUAUCCUAAAGGAGCUUAUAUUUAAAAUUUUCCUUAUUUAGUUCCAAUUUUUCAAUGGCUGCUUAGAUACAUGUGAUUUUUAUACAAGAAAAGGUGGUCAAAGAAUAAUCCG
This is a messenger RNA of Papilio machaon (common yellow swallowtail), 7556 nucleotides long. It is a transcript of the gene Sptz, whose product is annotated as zinc finger FYVE domain-containing protein 26 homolog. The transcript has 18 exons. The record is from RefSeq and is a predicted model, not a curated record. Gene Ontology annotation, cellular component: midbody; centrosome; lysosomal membrane. Gene Ontology annotation, biological process: regulation of cytokinesis; double-strand break repair via homologous recombination; mitotic cytokinesis. The coding region runs from base 47 to 6916 and encodes 2289 amino acids. NCBI's taxonomy places the organism in Eukaryota, Metazoa, Arthropoda, Insecta, Lepidoptera, Papilionidae. Gene Ontology annotation, molecular function: phosphatidylinositol-3-phosphate binding; metal ion binding.